CGGAACAUUUGUUCGGCAAGAAUGAAGUAACGCAACAACCUUCACUUUCCUACUGUUUAUUCAUCACUGCCGGCCAUCAAUUUCUCAGCGCAAAAAACCAACAUCAAUUGCCACAAGAAAAUAAAAACACAGGAUGCCUCCUCAAACACCAACAACACCAAACAAAUUCUAUUUCUACUACGGUCACCGCAAACCCUCCCAAAACCGUCCAACCGUACGCGGCGGUCUUUUCUCCAAUCGCCAAACUCUCACUCCUCCCAAACCUACAACCACAUCCCGCCCUUUCGAAAUCCAAAAGUGGGACCCACACUUCCUCUCCCAACAAAACCCCUCACCACCGCCACCACCAUCCCCGGAAGCAUCAUUCUCUGCCUCCCUCCGCCUCUCCCCGAUUGCUCGAUUCAUCGUUGACGCUUUUCGCAAAAACGGUUACAAGUGGGGCCCAUCGGUUAUAGCUGAACUCAACAAGCUCCGUAGAGUUCCUCCCAACCUUGUUGCUGAGGUACUUAAAGUCCAAACUAACCCUACUCUCACUUUCAAGUUUUUUCACUGGGUAGAAAACCAAAAAGGUUAUCAUCAUAAUUUCGCUUCAUUUAAUGCAUUUGCUUAUUGUCUUAACCGUGCAAAUCAUUUCCACGCCGCGGAUCAGCUCCCUGAGCUGAUGGAUGCUCAUGGAAAGCCUCCGUCGGAGAAGCAAUUCGAGAUUUUAAUUCGAAUGCAUUGUGACGCAGGAAGAGGUCUUAGGGUUUAUCAUAUUUAUGAUAAGAUGAGGAAUAAGUUUGGUGUGAAACCUAGGGUUUUUUUGUAUAAUACGAUUAUGGAUGCUUUGGUUAGGACUCGACAUUUGGAUUUGGCGUUGUCGGUUUAUAAUGAUUUUAGAGAGGAUGGACUGGUUGAAGAGAGUGUUACUUUUAUGGUUUUGGUAAAGGGAUUGUGUAAAGCUGGGAGGAUUGGUGAGAUGUUAGAGGUUUUGGGGAGGAUGAGGGAGAAAUUGUGUAAGCCGGAUGUUUUCGCAUAUACCGCGUUGGUUCGGAUUAUGGUUGCAGAGGGGAAUUUGGAUGGUUGUUUGAGGGUUUGGGAAGAAAUGAAGAGAGACGGAGUUGUGCUGGAUGUCAUGGCAUAUGGUACUAUCAUUGGUGGUUUGGCUAAAGAGGGAAGGGUUAAGGAGGGUUAUGAGUUGUUUAAGGAGAUGAAAAGUAAGGGUCAUUUGAUAGAUAGAGCGAUAUAUGGAUCAUUGAUUGAGUCGUUUGUGGCGGGGAAUAAGGUUGGUUUGGCUUUUGAUUUGUUGAAGGAUUUGGUGAACUCAGGAUACCGAGCCGAUUUGGGGAUUUAUAAUAACCUUAUUAAAGGUUUGUGCAACUUGAAUAAGGUUGAGAAGGCUUAUAAGCUUUUCCAAGUCACUAUUCAGGAGGGUCUUGAACCGGACUUCUUAUCUGUAAAACCGUUAUUGUUGGCCUAUGCCGAAGCGAAACGUAUGGAAGAAUUUUAUAAGUUGCUAAAAAAGAUGGAGAAAUUGGGAUUUCCAGUCAUUGAUGAUCUGUCCAAAUUUUUCUCCCAUUUGGUUGAGAAGAAAGGACCAGUAAUGUCACUCGAGAUAUUUACACACUUGAAAGAAAAAGGUUAUGUUAGUGUUGAAAUAUACAAUGUUCUUAUGGAUUCUCUUCGAUUGAGUGGCGAAGUGAAGAAAGCGUUAUCACUCUUCGAUGAAAUAAAGGGGUCAGGCAUGAAGCCUGAUUCGUCAACAUAUAACAUAGCAAUUCUAUGCCUUAUUGCUCGCGGUGAAAUUCAAGAGGCUUGUGUAUGUCAUAAUAAGAUCAUUGAGAUGUCUUGCAUUCCUUCUGUGGUUGUUUAUCAUCGCCUUGCUAAAGGUCUUUGUGAAAUAGGAGAGAUUGAGGAAGCCAUGAUGCUUGUUAGAGAUUGCUUAGGCAAUGCUACUAGUGGACCUAUGGAGUUUAAGUAUUGUCUUACCCUUGUUCACAUAUGCAAAUUUAAUGAUGCAGAAAAGGUGAUUGAUGUAUUGAAUGAGAUGAUGCAACAAGGUUUCCCUUUAUGCAAUGUUGUAUGUUCUGCAAUCAUCUCUGGCAUGUGCAAGCAUGGAACAAUUGAAGAGGCCAGAAAGGUUUUCUCAAAUUUGAGAGACCGCAAAUUGUUGACAGAAUCUGAUACUAUUGUGUACGACGAAUUACUAAUUGAUCACAUGAAGAAAAAGACAGCGGACUUGGUAAUAUCAGGAUUGAAGUUCUUUGGUCUAGAGUCUAAACUAAAGUCAAAGGGUUGUAAGGUGUUGCCAAGUUGAAAACUGUUAUGGUGGGGACUAAUUAUUUGCUUCUUUUUGGUCAUUUAUAACGAUGUUGCCACCUCUUUUUCUAUUAAGGGUGUGUUUGAAAUAUCUUAUUUGCGCUAUCUUAUGACAUAAGUGCUUAUGAAAUUACUUGAAAGAGCCUAUACAAAUAGCUUACGAGUUAUAAGUAUGAGUUUAAACUCACAAGCUCUUUGAUUAUUGAAUCGGCUUAAUCAUAAAUGCAUACAUGAUAAACAUUUAUUGAAUAAAUGUUUAAUUGAUUUUUUUGUCCAAAUGCACAAUCAACAAUUUCAGAAGAUCUUGUACUAUUUUACUACUGUUUUCCAGCAUUUAUUCUUUACCUCUUUUGACUCUGUCCAAACUCCAUUAGGAAUUUUCUUUGGAGACUAGUCAGGACAUUCUCCAACCAGCGGCAACUUGAGGAAAAAAGGUCUGAUGAUUGAUGUUACCUGCUCUGUAUGUAAUUCCAAUCCUGAGUCGGAUGACCACUUAUUUAUGUAGACUAUAGCUAACAAACAUGUUGAUAGAGUUUUCAAUUUCGACAAGGAUUUUGGACCUAAAGCACAACAGAGAUCGAUAUACGACCAAGUCAUUUCCCCAAUUGUCAAUGAAGUUCUUGAUGGUUUCAAUUGCACUGUCUUUGCUUAUGGACAAACUGGGUCUGGUAAAACUUAUACAAUGGAGGGUGGAAUGAGAAAUAAGAGUGGUGAUUUAACUGCUGAGGCUGGUGUCAUCCCAAGAGCAGUUCGUCAAAUUUUUGAUAUUUUGGAAGCACAAAAUGCUAACUAUAGCAUGAAAGUCACAUUCCUUGAGCUUUAUAAUGAAGAAAUAACUGAUCUAUUGUCCCCAGAAGACAAUUCUACCAGGCCUAUAGAAGAAAAAAUAAAGAAACCUGUAGCCCUUAUGGAAGAUGGAAAAGGUCGUGUGGUGGUGAGAGGCCUUGAAGAAGAAUCAGUAUACAGUGUAAAUGAAAUUUAUACUCUGUUGGAACGAGGGGCAUCUAAGAGGCGCACUUCAGAGACAUUGCUUAACAAGAGAAGCAGGUUCUGCUUGAUCGUGGUUUAAGUUUGCAACAAUAUGAUUACAGGGCCGUGCUAGAGAAGCGGGAGAGAUAAACCAGAGCUUACUCACUCUGAGAUAGUAAGCUUACAAGGAUUUUGCGAGACUCCUUAGGAGGGAAAACUAAAACAUGCAUAAUUGCUACUAUUAGUCCAUCUGCUUAUUGCUUGGAAGAAACACUAGGUACCCUAGACUAUGCUAGCGGAACAAAAAACAUAAUGAAUAAGCCUGAGGCAUCAACGCACACCGAGAGCUUCUGCCGUAUAUGAAUCUAAGGCGAUCCAUUCUUUUCUGCAAGCUGCCAAAGAAACAACACCAGUUGGAUCUUUAAAAACACAUCACCACGUGAAUGUCAUUCCCCUGCUUGGUUAAAAUUGGAGACAAUCACAAGCACUCCUAGCCACCUCCAAAGGAUUCGACGUUAAGUGUUUUAAACAGAAUUAGAAUUCUCUCAUUCCAAAUAUUUUAGAGUUGCACAAACCAGUUGCAACCCAAGUUUUUCCUUGCAACUAAUCUAGCUCUUCAUCCAGGUUCUUAUUAGUCUCACUUGGUACAUGAGCUCUCAGUAGCGAGCAAACCAGACUAGCUUUGCAGCAGUGCAGUGCAUAAACAAGUGGUCAGGAUUGGAAUUACAUACAGGGCGGGUAACAUCAAUCAUCAGACCUUUUUUCCUCAAGUUGCCGCUGGUUGGAGAAUGUCCUGACUAGUCUCCAAAGAAAAUUCCUAAUUGAGUUUGGACAGAGUCAAAAGAGUAAAAGAAUAAAUGCUGGAAAACAGUAGUAAAAUAGUACAAGAUCUUCUGAAAUUGUUGAUUGCGCAUUUGGACAAACAAAUCAAUUGAAUAUUUAUUCAAUAAAUGUUUAUCUUGUAUG
Cicer arietinum (chickpea) is the source of this 4233-nucleotide messenger RNA. Lineage: Eukaryota; Viridiplantae; Streptophyta; Magnoliopsida; Fabales; Fabaceae. The record is from RefSeq and is a predicted model, not a curated record.